AUGACUUGGUUCCUGUGUCGUUUCCUGUGUCGUUUCCUGUGUCGUUUCGUUACCUGUUCCCAGAGUCGCUCCACGACUCGCUCCACGACUCAAAUUUAUCAAUUUUUACCGAACCUUGAAAUGAUGUCCACUCCAGGAACUAAUACAACUCAACCACCACAACAUCAACACCCGAGUCGUACCUGGAUCAACAUGGACUCAGAUCAUGAUAAGAUUGUGAAUGAUUUCUGCAGUAUUCUAGAUGAAUUGACGGCCAACUCCAGGCCGAUUAUAACCACUCUCACGAAAAUGGCAGAAGAAAACAUCUCGUGUGCCCAACCAUUCGUAGAAGCAAUAGAAAAGCGAAUAGAAAGAUGUGUGCCAAACCAGAAGCUUUACGCUUUUUACGUUUUGGAUUCGAUUUGCAAGAAUGCCGGUAGCCCAUAUACUAUCUAUUUUAGCCGAAAUUUGACAAAACUGUACAAGCGAACGUAUCUAAUCGUCGAUAAUCAAACAAGGACAGAUCUUAUCAAGAUGUUCAAGACUUGGAUGGCACCAAACAUGAACGCUAUGGGAGAUCCACUUUUCGACAAAGAAUCGCUAGAUGGGAUUGAACAAUUUUUGGUCAAAGCCAGUGCACUUCAUCAACGGCAUGCGCAAGCUACCACACCUGCUCCAACGGUGCCGUCUCUGUUAAGAGAAAUUGAUCGACUUGCCCUUCUCACCAAGGGUCGACUCGCGCAAUAUCCAUCAGAUGAAAAGUUGAAUACCAAGAUAAUAGUUCUAGAACAACUCAAACAUGAACUUCAAAGAGAGCGAAUGCCCAUACAGGCUUUGCAGCAAGUACAAGUACAAUUGAAGAAAAUAUUUGCUCAAGAACAACAAACCUUACUGCAACAGCAGCAAGCUCAACAGAAACGAUCUUUGAGUACGCCGCCGCCGCAAGCAUUAGAACACACUCCUGUGCCUCGCGAAUCCGAACCCGUUUCGUUAUUUGGUUCUUCUACGCUCUCAUCCUCUUUCUUCCCUAAUGCCUCUGAUAUUUUCCCACCUUCCGAUACUUCCAUACCGAAGCAGGCUUCAGCCACGACAUCCAAGGUCCAAUCGUUAUACGACCUUUUGAAAAAGGAAGAUUUGAUAUAUGAACCACCUUUCGAAUCCGUUGUUACGUUGGAUCGGAAAAUUGGUAAGACCAACGAGCAAGAAAUUCAGUUAGAACUUCCCCCCUUGUCAUUACUCCAAGAUAUACUAGGCAAUGUGAAAUCAUAUUUCUCCACGUUAAACCUUGAUCUCAUCAACACUCCAAAUUUACAGCUCUGUCAACAAACUGUCAUGCAGAAAAACCCGGCUGUAAUCCAACUCACAAAUUUGUUGUAUAGGGCAAAACCAAAUAAGUGUAGCUCGUGCGGUCGACGGUUUGGGAACUCUAUUGAAGAAAAGAAACUGGAAAGCGAUCACCUUGAUUGGCAUUUUAGAAUUAAUAAAAGAAUUAAAGGCACUGUCGGUGCAUCUGGCGCGACAUCGAAAAACAUCCAAUCCAGAAAUUGGUAUUUGCAUGAUUCUCAAUGGGUUACCUUCAAGGACGAAGAAAUCGUAUCCACAACGCGAAGCGAAGACGCUGCCUCUACCUUCGCCAAUCUGAAUGCUCAGACAGUAUCAAAGAGUGUGGACUACAAAUCUGAAAAUAAACCUGAAUUAGAUGUCAAAAUCAUUGAGACCAAAUUGCGUGAGAAAUACGUCGUUGUUCCAGAAUCAACAGAGGAUAUGUCUUUUCAAUGCUCCAUUUGUAGAGAAACAACGAGCGCAAUAUACAAUGAAGAUCUGGGUGAAUGGAUCUGGCAAAAUUGUAUCGAAUCCGAGGGGAAGCUAUAUCAUGCUACGUGCUUCUGUGAAGCUGUAAAGGAUGUACCCCAGCAAUCAAUAAAUAAAGGAUUCGAGAAGCUUAAGGGCCUAUUGAACAAUUAA
Molecule: messenger RNA, 1944 nt
Organism: Lachancea mirantina
Lineage: Eukaryota; Fungi; Ascomycota; Saccharomycetes; Saccharomycetales; Saccharomycetaceae
Source: the annotation of a GenBank genome assembly